Messenger RNA from Gongylonema pulchrum, 225 nucleotides. Lineage: Eukaryota; Metazoa; Nematoda; Chromadorea; Rhabditida; Gongylonematidae. The record is from the annotation of a GenBank genome assembly.
AUGCGACGUCGUUGUGCCGCAAAUUCAUCCUCUUCUCUGGCAUAUUCCAGUUGCUGGCUUGGCGGCAAGGCGACUGUUGAAGUGCAACUCGGCGACACGGUGGCUGACGAUAAUCGAGGUGAGUCCUGGGAUGAUGUUGAGGCAAAUGAAUUAACGGGUUUCGCGCGCAGAGACUCGAGGCAGGAAGCGGAUCGGGUGAGUACACUGAAUAGCUACGUGAUUUAG